CCCACCACGCGCCUUCUCGUGGAGGGAAGCAGCCGCCCCCUCACUGCCGAGGCUCCACCAUGGCCUAUCAGGCGGAGAUAACGCAGCCCGGCCGGGUACAGACCAGCUACUCCUAUGGCAACACCAAUGCCUGGAGCUCCGGCAUGUGCGACUGCUUCGCGGACAUGGGCGUGUGUCUCUGUGGUACCUUUGUGCCCUGCAUCCUGGCCUGCCAGGUGUCCCAGGACUUCGGCGAGUCCUGCUUCCUGCCCUGCCUGCCCGGCACCUUGCUGGCCCUGCGCACGGGGGUGCGGGAACGGUACCACAUCGAGGGCAGCAUCUGCGACGACUGGCUGGUCAUGGCCUGCUGCGGGCCCUGCGGCCUCUGCCAGCUGUCCCGGGAGCUGUCCCAGCGGAAAUGAGGGGCCGGAGAUCCCGGCUCCAGCAAGGGGGGCUCUGAACUGCCUCCGCAGCACGAAGAAAAUCUGCCCCCCCCCGCCCAGGGAGGAGACCAGGGACAGCGGGGGGGGGGGAGCCCCUGCCCCAAACCCCCUAAAUAAAUAACCCACAAACUCCUUGCAGUAGCCUGUGUUUAUUAGUGGGGCCCUGGCACCCGGCAUCCUCGGGGGCUGUGUGAAAAAUAUGAACUAAAUGGGCAUAUGGGG
Molecule: messenger RNA, 644 nt
Organism: Mauremys reevesii (Reeves's turtle)
Lineage: Eukaryota; Metazoa; Chordata; Testudines; Geoemydidae
Gene: CNFN
Product: cornifelin
Exons: 4
Coding region: 60-401 (113 amino acids)
Cellular component (GO): cornified envelope
Source: RefSeq, a predicted model, not a curated record